ACGAACGUUCAUUUUAUCCAGAAAUUAUUUUUACAUAUAUAUUAUUAUAUCCCUUUUUGAAUAUAAAAAUAAGAUUUAGCGAUAAAAGUUAAUCCUGUUCGUAUUAUAUUUCCUAAAGAAAAGGUUUUCUUAGAUUUAAAACGUUUACCUACAUGUUCUUUUCAUUAAAACGAAAGAUUACUGCGAAAGAAAGAAAAAGAAUGAUGUAAAUGCUUUCAAAGUUCGUCGGACUAGAAAAGUAACGAUCGAACGAGACUAUGUGUUUUGAGAGGGCGUCACGCGAUCGACAUACAUAGGUAACAAGGGCAAAAAACAGAACACGAGUAAAGUCUUAAGACAUAAUAACAAUAAUAAUAAAAAACAAAUCAAAUAAAAAAAACAUAAUUAGAUAAUAGAUAUAGUUUCGAAAAAAAAUAUUAUUCCUCCCGUAUGAUCGUACGUAUUUAUUCUCGAGGUGAAUAAAAAGAAUUCUAUCAGAUAGAGAUAGUUAUAGAAAUAAUCGCGUGAACGAAAGUACGAUAAUAGAAUAAAGGAAAGUAAUUGGAAGGCAAACUGGGUCGUUGAACUUGGUGAAUGAAAUUGGGCGAGUUGUUGAUGGAUCUCACUCGUUAAUAACGAAUGAACUUAAGCAGCACUAAUUGAAAAUUACUUUGGACUUUUAAGUAACAAGCGAUUUUCAUUUCUCAAUUGAAAUUGUUUUCAAUUUAAUUAUAGAUAUUGCGGCUUUUUUGAUCUUAUUUUUUUGUUUCUUUUUUGCAAGCCGUUAAUAAAGACCGACGAGAUUAAUCCGAUUAAAAGUUAUUUCAUUAUGUCAUUAUUUAUUAGAGUUGCAUAAUAAAGGCGACAAAAUAGCGCAACUUCUUUUAAAGAGAAAAUUGGUAGAAAAAUUAAAACAAAAAAAAAAAGAAAAAUAAAUUCCGGAGAUUUUAAGAUUGAAGGAUCAUGGCCUUGUAAUGUGAUAAAUGCGAGCAACGAACUCUUUUUCCUUACUUAGCAAAUAUCAUCGUCGUUGUCGUCGUCGUUGUAUCUAUGGUUACAAAGGAAAAACAUAAAAUGAGUGUUCGUCGACGAAUCAACCACCAAUAACGAGCCGGUCCCGUUUCGAUGCGUUCUCCAGUAGGUCCUCGAGCACCAUGGAAUAGGACCAAUGGGGAUCCUUGUUGGUGGCGCGCUACUUUCUUUCGAAGCUUCUCGAGGAUUUCGAUCGAACUCGUUCAGUGCUUUUACUCCUCAGAAUGUAAAUCGCUUUACUGUGCACCGGUUGCUUCGCGCAGGACGCGGGAUUAUGACGCGUUGCUCGUAAAAAUCACUGAUUAUAUACUUCCGUCGACUUCCUUUUUACAUUUAUAGUAAUAGGAUUAUUAUUAUAUAGAAUCAGAUAUUAUAAUAAUAUUAUUGUUAUUAUAAAUUUAAUAUCAUCAUGGAGUCCUGCGGUAUGAGCUUGAUCAAAUACAUCCUCUUCGUCUUCAAUUUGAUCUUCGCUAUUUCUGGUAUUGGGAUCAUCGUAGCGGGAGCUCUCGUUCUCGGAGAUGUCGGCGAGUUUAGCCAUUUUGUCGAAGGAAGAAUAAUGGCACCUCCCAUUGUCCUCAUAGUCGCUGGUGUUAUUGUUUUUAUUGUCGCCUUCCUUGGUUGUUAUGGUGCGAUCAAGGAACACUAUAACAUGCUGAUCGCAUUCGCAGCUGCGCUCUUGAUCAUUUUCGUGAUCGAACUCGCGGUUGGAAUUGCAGCGGCAGUCUUCAAAAAUGAUUUCAGUAUGGCGAUGAAGGAUACGUUGAAGGAAUCGAUGAAGAAUUAUACUGACGCAGACAAGUUUGCCUGGGAUAAUGUGCAGAACAAGUUGAUGUGCUGCGGGGUAGACGGACCAAACGAUUGGAACACAAUCAAUGCCUUCAUAGGGACUUUGCCACCUUCUUGCUGCAUGAAAAUGCAAAAUCCUUGUGCGAUUGGAAGUCUAGACGUUAACAAGGAAGGUUGCUUCGAUAAAUUGAAAAUGCGUGUUCAAAAAGGAGCUACUAUAUUGAUCGGUGUAGGAAUCGGUAUUGCUUUCAUAGAGAUCGCUGGUAUAAUACUUGCUUGUUGUCUAGCUAUGGCCAUAAAAAGAGAGACCAAUAAAUGAAACGAGGUCGUUUAAUUUUUCAUACGAAUUUUCUUUUUUAUAUUAUUUUUUUAUAUUUAAUUUACGCGAUUUACAUCUGAUUAUAUCAGCUGAUUUUCAUAAAUAACGCAGGAAUCAGAACUGUGACAGAAUCGUUUCCUCGUAUGAAAAAAUGAUUGAUAAUGGAAAGUAUAUUUAAUCGAUUGAUCACUAUUUGUUAUGAGUAAAAGUAAAGAUGAUAAAUAUUUCUUGCAUUUUGUUAUAUUUUUGUAACGUGUUUGUGAAAGUAUACAUGGUGAUUGUUAAAUGUAUGUCGAUAUGUCAGGGUUUAAAUCUAUACACUAAUAUAAGCAAGGAUAUAUAGGAUAUAUGUUCAUAUGGCAUUUUCUUUUACUUAUAUCAGUAUGUAAAUUUAAUUCCUGAAGAAUUUAUAUGCAUUUAUGAAUCACAUUGUAUAUACAUACACUUAUUAUGAAUAUAUUUAAGCUAACUUGUGUGAACGUGUAUGCUAAAUGUUUUUGUAGUUAAUAGAUAAAUGUC
Messenger RNA from Vespula vulgaris, 2635 nucleotides. Its product is annotated as CD63 antigen-like. The transcript has 5 exons. NCBI's taxonomy places the organism in Eukaryota, Metazoa, Arthropoda, Insecta, Hymenoptera, Vespidae. The record is from RefSeq and is a predicted model, not a curated record. The coding region runs from base 1421 to 2116 and encodes 231 amino acids. Gene Ontology annotation, cellular component: membrane.